This is a messenger RNA of Manihot esculenta (cassava), 627 nucleotides long. RefSeq lists its product as uncharacterized. The record is from RefSeq and is a predicted model, not a curated record. Lineage: Eukaryota; Viridiplantae; Streptophyta; Magnoliopsida; Malpighiales; Euphorbiaceae. Bases 1 to 627 code for a protein of 208 amino acids. The transcript is spliced from 3 exons.
AUGGCUUUGAAGCCUGCCUCCAAGCUUCCCAUGGAUAAGAUCAAGCCACUGAAGAAUUUCGUUCUUUCUCGGGAGAGCAAGAGGGUUGCUCUGGAUGCUUUCCGAGCUGGCCGAUCGGUAACUGAUGCGACUCGAGAGGUGGUCCAAAUUAUCACCCCCAGGCAAGCCUCAGCUCCGUCCUCUCUGGAGCUCAUAGUUAUUGAGGAACCAGUUGGGGAUGUGCAGCUUGCGAGGACUGAGGUCGCUCCUACAUUUGAAGGUGUUCCUGAGGAGAAUACCGAGGUCGUCCCUGCUUCUGAUGAUAGGGCUCCCGAGGGUGGAGGUGAAGUUGAGGUCGCCCCUACUGCUAAGGGCACCUCUAAGGAUGGGGCCAAGUCUAGGUCUAUUUCUGCUGCUCCUCGCCCCAAGAAGGCUGCUGCCAGUGGUGCUGCUACUCUCACGAAGACCACUGGUAAGCGAGCUCCUCCUGCUAAGGUUCUCACUGCGGCUCCGGCCUCGAAGAAGGCUCACACAUCUCAGCAAUCUGCCUCCGUGCUCCCUCCUGCAGAGAAGGAGAAAGCGCCUGUGGGGCUGUUGUCCUUUGCUCUAAACAAUGAGGCGCUGAAUGCUGAUGAGAUCACUCCCUAG